This is a messenger RNA of Rhodotorula graminis WP1, 1453 nucleotides long. RefSeq names its product carbohydrate esterase family 16 protein. The coding region runs from base 1 to 1281 and encodes 426 amino acids. Gene Ontology annotation, molecular function: hydrolase activity, acting on ester bonds. Lineage: Eukaryota; Fungi; Basidiomycota; Microbotryomycetes; Sporidiobolales; Sporidiobolaceae. The record is from RefSeq and is a predicted model, not a curated record. The transcript is spliced from 12 exons.
AUGCCGCCGCUCCUGCGCGCGCGCGAUGCCUCGCACACGGUCAUGCGGCCUCGCACGGCCAUCUCGCUGUGCUCGCUCGCCUGUGCGGCCCUCCUCGGCGGCCUCGGCGUAGACGCGCAGUCGGCGACCGGCGGCGCGACUUUCGACGACAUCGACACCAUCUUUGGGUUCGGCGACAGCUACAGCUGGAACGGCUACUCGCCCUUAGUCGGCGUCAACAACAUUCCCGGCUAUGGCCUCACGACAAGCGGCGGGUACAACUGGCUCCAGUUCCUGUCGCAGCUUGGCAGCAACCCGAUCACGCUGUACGACCUGGCGGCGUCCGGCGCGACGACGAACAACUCGGUCAUCUCGGCGCCCGCAACUGACUUUGUCAACCAAGUCGGGCUGUUCCAGGAGUGGUUCGGACCCGAUGGGACGUACUCGACGAGCGGGCAGGUGCGGUUCGAGGCCAACUCGACCCUGUACACCGUGUGGAUCGGGAUCAACGACGUCGGAGCGCCGUACAACGAGCAGACCGACUUUCCGCAGCAGCUGUCCGAGAUCUUCUCGAGCUACAGUGCAGCUAUCGCGAGCCUCUACGCAGGAGGAGCGCGCAACUUUCUCAUCCUCGGCGUCCCGCCGACGUGGCGCACGCCGCUGAUCCAGGCGUACAACGACAGCCGCAUCGACGUGUACCGGGAUCGACUUGGGCAUUACAACACCCGUCUCGCCGCCCUCUUCGACACGUUGCCCUCGUCGCACCCCGAAGCGUCGUUCCGCCUGUACGACACGGUGCCGUUCUUCGACGCGAUCCUCGACACGCCGCAGCAGUACGGGUUCGCCAACACGACGGCGGCGUGCGACGCGUACGCGGCGGUGACGGGCCCGCCCGAGAUCAGCUUGCCGCUGUGCGGCGUGCCGCUCGAGGAGUACGUGUGGUGGAACUCGUACCACCCAGCUUGGCCCGUGCACGAGCUCCUCGCGAGCGUCAUCGGCGGCAUCCUCUCUAGCCCCAACUCGAGCCCAACCACGACGCUCACCUCGGCGGGCGGCCUCCCGACUGCGGCGUCGACCGCCUUGGGCAGCACCGGCACCAGCACCAGCAUCAGUGCGCCGCCGACCUCGAGUGCGGCACCGUCGUCGUCGUCGGUGCAGCAGAGCGUCGCACCCUCGGCGUCGGCGUCGGGCGCAGGCGGGAGCGGCGGCGCGCCCGCGCUGCGCCUCAGCUCGGGCUCGAGCGCCGCGCUCGCGCUCGGCGCAGCGGUGGCGGUGGCGGCACUGCUCGGUGCGCUCGCGUGAGGAGAUGCUGGCAGGGCGACAGGGGGAGCGAGCGAGCGAGCGGCGGCGCUAGAUAGAGCCGGCGCUGCGCGAGGAGGGAGUGAGGGAGGGAGGCGGGCCGCACUGUCCUGCACCGACUCGACUCGGCGUGCGACCGCCUGCAAGCUCUAGACACAUCUCUCUCGUGCGUGUC